UGAGGUAUUAAGAACUAAGACUCGAAGAAAGAGUCGGGAAAGAGAAAGAAAUAAAAAGCUGACUGGAGAGUGUGACAAUGAAUAUCAUUCCAAGUUUGAGUGCUGGAACCUGGACCAUCAUCAUUGUCUUUCUGACUCUCCUGUAUUUAUAUGGGACCAGGACACACAAGUUAUUUAAGAACUUAGGAAUUCCAGGACCAGCACCUCUUCCUUUCUUCGGCACUGUUCUUUCCUAUCGCAAAGGUUUUGCGGAAUUUGACUACCAAUGUUUUAAAAAAUAUGGGAAAACUUGGGGGUUUUUUGAUGGCAAACAAGCUGUGUUGGCCACUAUGGACCCAGAGAUGAUCAAAACAGUGCUGGUAAAAGAGUGCUAUUCCGUCUUCACCAAUCGUCGGAUGUUUGGUCCGGCAGGGAUUUUGGAGAGUGCCAUCUCAAUUGCUGAAGAUGAGCAAUGGAAGAGGAUUCGAACAGUGCUGUCUCCAACAUUUACUAGUGGAAAACUUAAGGAGAUGUUUCCCAUCAUAAACCAAUAUGGAGAUGUCUUAGUGAAGAACAUGAAGAAAGAAGCCGAGAAAAGCAAGCCUGUAACUAUGAAAGACAUCUUUGGGGCAUACAGCAUGGAUGUAAUCACCAGUACUUCCUUUGGAAUACAUGUUGAUUCCAUGAAUAACCCAAAUGAUCCUUUUGUCAGAGAAAUCAGAAAGUUAAUUAGAUUCAGUUUUCUGGACCCACUCAUUCUUUCAAUAACAAUUUUCCCAUUCCUUAUUCCUUUGUUUAAUAAAUUGAAUAUAACUGUAUUUCCAAAAGAUGCAACAGAUUUCCUAGCAAAAUCUGUUAUAAAAAUAAAAGAAGAACGAAAGAAAACUACAGAGAAGCAUCGGGUAGAUUUCCUUCAACUUAUGAUGGAUUCCCAGACUUCUAAAAAUUCAGAGUCACACUCUCAAAAAGAUCUGAGUGAUGAAGAAAUUCUGGCUCAAUCCAUUAUCUUUAUUUUUGCUGGCUAUGAAACUACCAGCUCUGUCCUUUCCUUCCUUUUUUAUCACCUGGCUACCAAUCCUGAAAUCCAGGAGAAACUUCAGAAGGAGAUAGAUGCAGUUUUGCCCAACAAGGAAGCUGUCACCUAUGAUGCCUUGGUCCAGAUGGAAUACCUAGACAUGGUGAUAAAUGAAAAUCUCAGGCUGUACCCCAUAGCGGGAAGGAUUGAAAGAGUUGCUAAGAAAACUGUUGAGAUCAAUGGCUUGACAAUUCCUAAGGGAACAGUGGUGAUGGCUCCUCCCUACGUCCUUCAUCGUGACCCAGAAUACUGGCCAGAACCAGAAGAGUUUCGUCCUGAAAGGUUCAGUAAGGAAAACAAGGAAAGCAUCAACCCCUAUGUGUACCUGCCCUUCGGUGCUGGUCCUCGAAACUGCAUUGGGAUGAGAUUUGCACUUAUGAGUAUGAAAGUUGCUGUUAGCCGAGUCCUGCAGGAAUUUUCCUUCAGACCUUGUAAAGAGACACAGAUUCCCCUGAAGUUGAGCAAUCAGCCACUCCUUACACCUUCUGUACCUAUUGUCCUGCAAGCUGUAUUAAGGAAGAAGAAAGGAAAUCAACACUAGAAAUCCUCCAUCUCACUUUACUUAUCCCCAUCUACAAUCAUGCCUCGCAUUUCUCUACUAUAUUCCGAGAACAGUAUAUCCCUGGACUUCAAAAGGAACUUAAUUUAUCUUAUGAACCAAACGAAGAAAUUGAGAGUUUUUUUUAAACUUCAGGGGAUUAAUCGGUAUUGCAGAUGGCCUUUUGGAGAUCUCCAUGUCUGAGAACAAUUGUAAAAUGCCUGGUGGUGUCAUGUCACCUAUGUUGAUUUAUCUGAUCAUGUUCCAAAAGAAAUAAAUCCCAACAUACUAGUAUCACUUGAUGUUACUAGACUGUACUGAUUAAUAGAGAACAGCAUGAAUUGAGCAGCUGUUGAAACAGUCCUUGACUAUUAUAAUCACACUGAAUGUUAUAAUAAUAUGUGGUAGCAUAUUUCUUAUUUUUAAUAUUCUGCAUUAAAGACUUCUGCUGCUACAAAUCACUAAA
Gracilinanus agilis (Agile Gracile Mouse Opossum) is the source of this 2058-nucleotide messenger RNA. Its product is annotated as cytochrome P450 3A4-like. Gene Ontology annotation, biological process: steroid metabolic process; oxidative demethylation. Lineage: Eukaryota; Metazoa; Chordata; Mammalia; Didelphimorphia; Didelphidae. The transcript is spliced from 13 exons. The coding region runs from base 78 to 1595 and encodes 505 amino acids. The record is from RefSeq and is a predicted model, not a curated record. Gene Ontology annotation, molecular function: testosterone 6-beta-hydroxylase activity; iron ion binding; oxidoreductase activity, acting on paired donors, with incorporation or reduction of molecular oxygen, reduced flavin or flavoprotein as one donor, and incorporation of one atom of oxygen.